UAGUUGUUGUUUGUUGGAAGUGAGAAACUCACCAAACAAAAUCUUCUUUCUUUCUUCUACAAUACUUCUUGUUCUAUAACUAACCAAAGCGCCCUUUCAAAAGGAAAUGGAUAGAAUUAACUCAAAGCUCUACUUGCAAAAUUGCUACAUAAUGGCUGAAAAUGAAAGGCUAAGGAAAAAAGCAGAGUUAUUGAAUCAAGAAAAUCAACAACUUUUGAGUGAACUCAAACAUAGGCUAUCACAAGCUGGCCCUAGCAGCAACAACAACAACAACAAUGGAGGAGGAAAAAACAACUCAAUUCCUGAUCUCAAUCUCUCAAAUUGCUCUUCAUCCAAGAAUGCCUCAUCAAAAUCCAAGAAAAAGUGAAAAAAAAAAUCAAGAAAAGAUCAAGGGGUCCACCUAGUCAUUGAACUAGUAUUAUGUUUCUUUUUUAUUUUUAUUUUGGGGGUGUUAAAUAUUAUUAGUAUUAUAGUAAGGGGGUCAAAAAGUAGGGAAGUUAUGGUUGUUGGUGUUUUUUUUUUUUUUUUUUAAAUUUUGGUGGUUUUUAGUUAUAUAAGGAAGAAGAAUAGGUAGGUUGAAUUAAGGAAUAUAUGUUUUUUGUUUUAGUAUGUGGGGUUAGUUCUAUUUUGGAGCUAAGAAGUUGUAAUCAAAUCUAUUAGCUAUAAAAAGAAAUAUAAAAUAUGGUUCCUUUAUAUAUUUUCUCUCUUUAAUUAUCCUUUUUGUUUCAUAUUUUAGUGCCUGAAUUAGCCCAAUAUCACAAAAG
Solanum dulcamara is the source of this 764-nucleotide messenger RNA. Its product is annotated as protein LITTLE ZIPPER 3. NCBI's taxonomy places the organism in Eukaryota, Viridiplantae, Streptophyta, Magnoliopsida, Solanales, Solanaceae. The transcript is spliced from 2 exons. The record is from RefSeq and is a predicted model, not a curated record. Bases 107 to 367 code for a protein of 86 amino acids.